GUGGUGGCGGCGGAGACCGGACGACGGCGUGGUUUCUGGUACUCACUCCUAGCCGAGGGCGACGUUUGGAGGGAACUCGACCAUGGUUGGAAUACCGGACAGGACAAACAUAGGACCCCAGUUCCCAGCUCCGGCUGUGGGAUACCCAGGGUUGACCCAGGACGACGGCCGUAUAUGGCAGGCGAGGACUGCCUUGCGCAGAGAGAGAGAAAGCGAGAGAUGUGAUACACUGACAUGCAGGAGGCUCCCCGUCAACGUGGCAUGGCAGCGGACCGAGGCCACGACUGGUCUGGAGCGCCGCACAUGUCGGGUAGGGGACCGGACUUGCAGUGAAUACUAGUGAUCGAGGGGUCAACCCAUGG
Colletotrichum godetiae is the source of this 362-nucleotide messenger RNA. RefSeq lists its product as uncharacterized. The record is from RefSeq and is a predicted model, not a curated record. The transcript has a single exon. Bases 83 to 340 code for a protein of 85 amino acids. NCBI's taxonomy places the organism in Eukaryota, Fungi, Ascomycota, Sordariomycetes, Glomerellales, Glomerellaceae.